Molecule: messenger RNA, 468 nt
Organism: Alosa sapidissima (American shad)
Lineage: Eukaryota; Metazoa; Chordata; Actinopteri; Clupeiformes; Clupeidae
Product: cytochrome c oxidase assembly factor 3 homolog, mitochondrial
Exons: 2
Coding region: 23-304 (93 amino acids)
Biological process (GO): mitochondrial respiratory chain complex IV assembly
Cellular component (GO): mitochondrial inner membrane
Source: RefSeq, a predicted model, not a curated record
UGACGCCUUACGUCACUGAAUCAUGGCGGACAAGGGUACGGAAGGUUUGGCAGAAGCUGCGAAGCCGCUUACUCAAGCACAGAAAAACCUGAUCAAAAGACAACAGGAACUUCAACAAUGGCGGAAUAACUCACAGAAACUUAGAGGCCGAAAUGUUAUCACUGGACUCACGAUUGGAGCUUUCGUCCUCGGCAUGUUCACCUACACUAUUUUAUCAGUAAAGCAGGAGAGGAUCAUGGAUGAGAUUGAUGAGGAAGCCAAGGUCUUUAUCAUGAAGGGCCCCAGGACCGGAGCCAAUUCAUAACGCCACCAUGCCUCCGGUUUCAGCCACAGACUUUCAUCUCAAAAGAGUAAAACCACUUGUGAUGGUCUGAAAAUGAAUGGACAGAUAGCUUCUUUGGAUAUUUUGGGAAAUGCAUGCCACAGAUUUCAUGACACUGUAAUAUAAAAUAAAUAUUUAUGAUUUAA